GGUCUUCACUGGUUGCUACCUCAAGAUCCAGCCCUCCACUCAUAUCUCCCUCUCAACGUUCAACGUGACAUCUUCUCGUCCCUAAUAUGGUAUCGAAGCAUACUGUUCCACGUCGUUCCAUGUGUUUGGGCACCUCACACGAACGUUGUCGGGCUUCGCGCAUAUAAAUACAGCGUUUGAUGGUUUCUUUUUGGUCGCUCAACCUCCUCCACUAGUUUCGUACCCACAUCGGUCGAAUACACAUGGCUCUCUUCAAACUUGGAUUUUUUGUUGUUAUUGCUUGUCUCUCCGCAUCGUCUACAGCAUCUCCUACCUCUAUUGGUCGACGGUCAGUGACCGUAACUCUCGAUGGAGUGAAUUAUGUGAACAAAGGCUUGGUUGGUUUUGGCCUCAUACCCCACGAUUUCAAGGAAUCAACAGGCGAUUCGCUUGGGGGAAUUGGGAGUGCUAUAGCGCUCAAACGAGGAACUUGGGCGAAAGGCAGUAAUGGCACAUAUACAGGAACAUUGUUGGUUCGUCCUGACCGUGGACAUAACAUUGACACUACCAUCGACUACCAAAGUCGUCAACAUGAAAUCGAGUUCGUUCUAACUCCAUAUACGGGUUCCGAGAACCUUAAUUUCGGGGAUGCACAAAAGACCCUACAACUUACCUACAAGAAUACCACGCUCAUGUUCGAAAGAAACAACACCAAGACAUCUGGGCUUGAUGCCUUGGCGGUUCGACCAACGCAGGGUUCAGAUCCAGAAUUGCCUAUACCGAGCGAAGAGUUUUCCCAUUUGUCUCUGGACGUUGAGGGGCUUGUUGCUGCUCCUGAUGGAACCUUCUGGAUCAGUGACGAAUAUGGUCCAUACAUCUAUCACUUCUCCGAUGACGGACAUUUGGUCAGCGCCAUACAGCCUCCGGCAGCCAUCCUCCCCAAGGACAAGAACGGUAAUAUCAACUUCACAUCCGUCGAGAGUCCCACCACCGGACGAAGUCCCAAUCAGGGCUUCGAAGGCCUGACAUUAGAUCCUGAGAACAACAUUCUGUACGCUAUGCUGCAAUCGGCCACGAUUCAAGAUGGAGGGGACGAUGAGAGUACCUCUAGCUUCACUCGAAUGGUGGCUUACAACAUAUCGGACGAUUCAAAACAGCCGCCUCUCGUCGGUGAAUGGGUUAUCCCCCUUCCUGUAAGCAACGAUAAAGGCAAAACGCGUCCUUCUAGCGAGAUUACUUUCGUCAGCGAGAACAUUUUCCUUUCCCUUUCAAGAGAUGGUAAGGGAAUGGGAAACGAUGACAGUGAAUCGAAGUACAAACAAGCAGAUCUUUUUAGCAUAGCGCAUGCAACUAACAUUCAAGGCAUGAAGUUUGAUGACCCGUCCAACCCGGUCGCUCCUAAUGGAAAGCUGGACAAAAGUAUUACGCCAGCGAAAUAUGUUUCGUUUGUUGACUACCUCAAUGAUGAUGACCUGAAAAGGUUUGGCCUGCAUAAUGGUGGGAACUUUGAUGAGACACUGAUUGAUUCUAAAUGGGAAUCCCUUGCGCUAGCACCGGUGAACGAUCCCAAAUCCCCAGAUGAUUAUUUCCUUUUCACUGUGGCGGAUAACGACUUCUUGACAACUAAAGGAGUAGCACUCGGAAUUCCGUAUGACGCCGGCAUCGACGUAAACAACCAGUUCAUGGUGUUCCGCGUGACAUUACCUCGACCAAUUGCAAAGGCGUGAUCUCGGAGAUAUAAGCGAGAUGUCGGCAUGUAUACCCCGUCGCAUAGUCCCGUUGUUAAUGACAUUCAUUUGCCGAGCGACCCUGCC
Molecule: messenger RNA, 1793 nt
Organism: Marasmius oreades (fairy-ring Marasmius)
Lineage: Eukaryota; Fungi; Basidiomycota; Agaricomycetes; Agaricales; Marasmiaceae
Exons: 8
Coding region: 243-1706 (487 amino acids)
Source: RefSeq, a predicted model, not a curated record